AAGCCACCUUACUCCUAUGCCACUUUGAUCAAAUACGCCAUUGAAAAUUGUUCAGAACGCCGCCUCACACUCAGCCAGAUCUACCAAUGGGUCAUUGAUCAUUAUCCUUAUUACAGCACUGCCGGAACUGGAUGGAAGAAUUCGAUUCGUCACAAUUUGUCUUUGAACAAAUGCUUUCUACGUGUACCGCGUCCUACAAAUGAACCCGGAAAGGGCUCUUAUUGGACCAUC
Messenger RNA from Phycomyces blakesleeanus NRRL 1555(-), 231 nucleotides. Its product is annotated as fork head transcription factor. NCBI's taxonomy places the organism in Eukaryota, Fungi, Mucoromycota, Mucoromycetes, Mucorales, Phycomycetaceae. Gene Ontology annotation, biological process: regulation of transcription by RNA polymerase II. The record is from RefSeq and is a predicted model, not a curated record. The transcript is spliced from 2 exons. The annotation marks the transcript as partial. Gene Ontology annotation, cellular component: nucleus. Gene Ontology annotation, molecular function: RNA polymerase II cis-regulatory region sequence-specific DNA binding; DNA-binding transcription factor activity, RNA polymerase II-specific.